GAUCCGAGUCGGAGGGGUGCUCUUUCCGCAGCGAGUGUGAGACAUGGAUCCAAGACACCAACUCUCCAGAUCACUUGACAAACUUGCUGUAGAUCCCACAGAUCUACCAACCGAAAUGGACAUUGACACUCCGCAAGCACCUGCGAGUUCCGGGGUGACAAUUGAGGGGCUGAAGCAGAAGCUCACGAGUCAGUUGGGCGCUAUUCAUGUCGAAAUUGAGGAUAUGAGCGGUGGGUGCGGGCAAAUGUACGAAGCGAUCAUCGUGUCACCUGCUUUUGCGAAGAAGACCACUCUAGCAAGACACAGACUGGUCAAUGGCAUCUUGAAGGAGGAGAUAGCAGCUAUUCAUGCUUGGACAGCCAAGUGCCACACGCCUGAAGAAUGGGAAAAGAAGCGUCCUCAAUGAUGAAGCGAUUAUGAAGUCACGAUCCAAGAAGCAAUGGUAGAGAGCACGUUAGAUGAUCAAGAUGUAUGAUAUCAACAUGAGGAACAGGAUUGUGUGUAUUGGCUGGUUUUUUUGCUUCAUAUUGAGGGAUGUAGAUAUUCCUCAACACCUUUUAACUCAACAAUACCCUGAUUUCCCCGCUUGUGCGGGGGAACAUAUCUCUAAGGCCUGGCGCGGGCUCUUCCUCAUCAGAGUCUUCGUCUGCCCGUACAAGAUCAUCAGCUGCAAGCAGCUUACUCUCAACGAAUUCAAAGUCUUCACAAAAUCGUCCUGCUGCUUCCUCGGUGACAUCCUGCACAAACCUCCUGUUUCGCAGUCGCUUGAUAUUCUCUGCAGCAUCGAUAAGAGCCGAAGGAAGGAAUUCGUCCAAUU
Messenger RNA from Aaosphaeria arxii CBS 175.79, 817 nucleotides. Its product is annotated as bola domain-containing protein. Gene Ontology annotation, biological process: intracellular iron ion homeostasis. The record is from RefSeq and is a predicted model, not a curated record. Lineage: Eukaryota; Fungi; Ascomycota; Dothideomycetes; Pleosporales. Gene Ontology annotation, molecular function: 2 iron, 2 sulfur cluster binding. The transcript is spliced from 2 exons. The coding region runs from base 44 to 406 and encodes 120 amino acids. Gene Ontology annotation, cellular component: nucleus; cytosol.